Molecule: messenger RNA, 719 nt
Organism: Meloidogyne enterolobii
Lineage: Eukaryota; Metazoa; Nematoda; Chromadorea; Rhabditida; Meloidogynidae
Source: the annotation of a GenBank genome assembly
UUUAUUGUGAGAGGUGGUAGCGGAGAUGAGCCGGGUCGAGAAAAAAGUCGGGGUUCCAAAAUUUUCUUAGGAUCAGGUUCUGGGUCGAAAAACAAGUUGUUAUUUCGGGUAACCCAACCCAUUCAUGUUAGAGAUCGGUCUGGGUCUGGAUCCAAGCCUGGGUUUUUCCUGUACCCAAACUAUAUUUUGUAGAAAAGACUUGAAUAAGAAGAAAACUAAAAAUAAUUGGACAAACUCGGCCCUUGAGUUUUCUGGAAUGACGAAAAAUUCAUUUUGUUUUCAAUUUAAGGCAGUUGAACAAAUUUCUACUUAUGUACCAGCAUCAAUUGGAGAAAAUUGGACUCAACUUUGGUUAGAAUAUGCUGAAGCAUGCACUCCAGAAGCUAAAGCUGAUUUCUUGGCUCAAGCAUUAAGUUAUGAGGAAAAGGAUAAAACUUUGGAUUUUGAGGAAUUUUUUAAUUCAACCAAAAAUGCAUUUUCUGAAGAACCUUUUGUUGAAUGGGCAAAUCUUAUAAGGGAGAAACGUAAAGGUUUGAAAGAAAAGAAUUUUGCUUAAAGUGUCUUUAAAGAGAGAAAGAAUUUAAGAGAGGGUUUUUUAAAGAGAUAUAUAAUUUUUUGUCCCUGAUUUUUAUCCCAAAAUUUAUUGCCAGUAGGGUAUAAUUGUCACUUGCCAGUAGUGUUGUUAUUAAAAUUUUGAGCUUUAUACAGUUAAGUAAGUG